GUCAAAAUGCAAAGCUAAAACCUCAAUUGUGAUCUACAGUAUCUUAUUGUAUCAAAAUGGCGACAGUCAUUCAGAAUCCUUUAAAAUCGCUGGGCGAGGAUUUCUACCGAGAGGCGAUCGAGCAUUGUCGCAGCUACAACGCACGCCUGUGUGCAGAACGCAGCAUGCGGCUGCCCUUCCUCGACUCACAGACCGGGGUCGCCCAGAACAACUGCUACAUCUGGAUGGACAAGACCCACCGCGGACCAGGCUUGGGUCCGGGGCAGUUGUACACCUACCCUGCCCGCUGCUGGCGUAAGAAGAGACGCCUCAACAUCCUGGAAGACCCACGACUCAGACCUUGUGAAAUCAAACUCGAUACGGAGGUGACGCUGAAGAAGGAGGGCCUGCUUCCCGAGGGACCUGCGCUGGAGGCCCUGCUCUGCAGCGAGACGGGGGCGGAGAAGAAAGCGGAGACGAAAGAUGAGGAGAGCAUCAGUGAAUGUCAGAGGAUUUUGGCGAGCGAUUUCCCCCACGAUAUCGAGGUGGAUGAUCUGGAAGAAGAUGCACCAAAGCGGAAAAGCAAAACUAAAGGACGGACCUGUGGCAUUGGGGGGAUGAGAAAGAGGCAGGAGCCAACAUCACUGGAGGACAGGGACAAGCCGUACGUUUGUGACAUCUGUGGGAAGCGCUACAAGAACCGUCCAGGACUCAGCUACCAUUACACUCACACUCACCUGGCAGAAGAGGAGGGAGAGGACGAGCUGGAGCGACACACUCUGCCCUUCCACCGCAAGAACAACCAUAAACCUCGCAGAGGCCCAGACGGCAGCACCAUCCCCAGCAGUUACUGUGAUUUCUGCCUGGGUGGGACCUCUGGGAACAAGAAGACAGGGUUUCCCGAAGAUCUAAUAUCCUGUGCGGAUUGUGGACGCUCUGGUCAUCCCUCCUGCCUGCAGUUCACGGUCAACAUGACAGCGGCUGUGAGGACCUAUCGCUGGCAAUGUAUCGAGUGCAAGUCCUGCAGCCUCUGCGGCACCUCCGAGAACGACGACCAGUUACUGUUCUGCGAUGAUUGUGAUCGAGGUUAUCACAUGUACUGCCUGAACCCCCCGAUGUCCGAACCCCCAGAAGGCAGCUGGAGUUGCCACUUGUGCUUGCAGCAGCUGAAGGAGAAGGCAUCUGCCUACAUAACUCUAACCUAGUGAGUUGCCACCGUUGUUGGCAUCUGCUGCCAAUGACCCGGGGGAAGCCACGGACCGGCCACCGCAAGCCCCCUCUCUCAGCGGCGCCCGUUCCACAAGGAAGGCACAAACUGUUGUAAGAUAGCCGCCUGCGAUUGCCCCCCCCCCACCCGAACCCCGCCACCCCUCUCCCCGAGGGGUCAGAACGCAGUGAGUGGGGGGGCGCGCACAUUCCACCUCCGUGCCGUGAUUUAACCCGCGCUCGAUACGGACGUUGGCUUUUCGCCGCCAUUUGGUUGUUGCUCCGUGGAGCCCGAUUCCUCUCUCCGCCUACGCGCCUUCUCCAGAGACAAUGGCGAGAAGAUUGCCAACGCAAACGGGAAGGGAACAUCGACGCGCCGGGGCGGAGAAGCUCCAAUUUGGGUUUUGAUCCCGGCGGUCUGGGCACGGACUGGACGAGGCGAGGAAAGUUCAUCCUCCCUCCGGAUUCUGAGCUGCCCAGAACUGCCCCGGUCAAUCUUUGCUGCAUGUCGACUAUUGGCAAACCAGUUUAUUGGGAAUUGGGGAAAAUUGGAAUUGAAGACAGGAAAUAUCUUCAGCGUGAGGGGGGGGGGGGUUGCUUGUAUAAAUGCAUGGCGUGAUGUAGAUGUUCUCCACCCCCCCCCCUUGAGUGGCCACAGGGAGAGAGAGAUGAGUGUGCAGGUUCACCCUGGUUGCAACUGGAGCCUUGCACCUGGAUUUAUGCAGGUGGUUCUUGAGGAGCAUGGAUGUGGACCCAAGUGGAGUCCAUGCCCAAACAUCUGAUAGACCUUUGCAACAUCUCCCCCCACCUCCUCCCGUCUGCUUUUGAACCCCCCCACCCUCCCACAUCCACGUCGGGACUCUCUUGCCAAGACGUCUGGAAGCGCUGAGAGAACUUUGUGAGAAGCUGCUGACCAUUCCCCCUCUCCCGCCGGGCUAGAACGAGGAUUGAGGACUCCAUCUCCAUCUCCAUCUCCAUCCCUUCUGGACUCAACACCUGAUGAAGAAACACUAAGAUACAUGUGCGAACUUUCUUAAGCUGAUGUGUGGGUAUAUUGACUGGGUGUGAUUAGCCCUUUGGUAAAGACUGGAUAAUGGCACAUUGGAUUUUCAUAAGUGACAGGAGCAGAAUUAGGCCAUUCGGCCCAUCGUCCAUUCAAUCACAGCUGCUCUAUCUCUUCCUCCUGACCCCAUUCUCCUGCCUUCUCCCCAUAACCUCUGACACCCGAGGUAUGCAAAGAAUUGCCACAUAAAGGGCAACGGCAAUGUUACAAAGUAUCCGUGGCAGGUCCUCCCUUGUUCUUCCUCUCCGCACGGUGGUGCCCACACGCAGCUGGGAU
Molecule: messenger RNA, 2524 nt
Organism: Leucoraja erinaceus (little skate)
Lineage: Eukaryota; Metazoa; Chordata; Chondrichthyes; Rajiformes; Rajidae
Gene: dpf1
Product: double PHD fingers 1
Exons: 11
Coding region: 57-1184 (375 amino acids)
Biological process (GO): nervous system development
Cellular component (GO): nBAF complex
Source: RefSeq, a predicted model, not a curated record